Molecule: messenger RNA, 2630 nt
Organism: Camelina sativa (false flax)
Lineage: Eukaryota; Viridiplantae; Streptophyta; Magnoliopsida; Brassicales; Brassicaceae
Biological process (GO): nuclear membrane organization
Cellular component (GO): nuclear envelope
Source: RefSeq, a predicted model, not a curated record
ACUUUUACGAAUAUAUUUUUUCGGGAUACCAACAGAGAGAGAGAACACAAAAUAUAUAUUCUUUUCUAUAAGAGAGUGGUAAAAAUAAUUUGAGAAAAGGAACACUGAAACAAAAGAGCGAGUUCAUGGCCAUUGAAGGAGAAGCGUCGUUUUCCGAGGCGGCGGCGGCGACGUCGAGCUAUCCGACGGGAGGUGCUGGUGGCAAAUUGACGCGGCAACCCGCGAGGAGGCAUGCGGCGACGCCGUAUUCUCGACCACCACAGAACCAAAUACAACGGAGGCCGUGGAUCUCGAGAAUCGUCGAUCCUGCUUAUCGGAUUAUCUCCGGCGGCGCUACGCGGAUACUUCCCUACUUCUUCUCGAAAGCCACCUCCCCUCCUGCUCUUACCGCUCCAGACGAUCAACAUCAACAUCAAGAUAAGUUGCAGAAUGAUGAUACACAGGAGAAUGUUCCGAGUACAACCACAAAUUUAAAUAAACUAGAGUCAGCAUCAUUUGAAGAGGGAGGACCUAGCGGUACAGCAAACGUGAACGAUGGCAAUUUCAGUAUCAGUGCACAGAUAAGAGGGGAAACAGCUUUAAAUGACGCCGUUGCAAUCUCGGAGCUUGAAAGGCUAAUGGAAGGGAAAUCGUUUUCACAGGCUGAAACUGAUCGUCUCAUAGAGAUAAUAUCUUCAAGGGCUAUUGAUCUACCUGAUGUUAAGAGAGACGAGAGAACUUUGGAGAUUUCUUUGAGAGAGGGAGCCAAGAAAAAUAUGAGUUUCUUAGAUAAGAGAAAAGAGCCAAUUGGGGGCAAGGAUGCUAAUAGUGAACUAUGGACUACACCAACCCCACUUCCUAAGUCAAUUAUUUUUGACAAAGACAAACAGAUACACGAUGAAGCUGGUCUUUCACCUGCAGAACUUGCUAAGGCAUACAUGGGAGGCCAGACAUCAUUAAGUAGCUCCCAAGGUUUUGUAGCAAGAAAUGAAAAGGAUUGUUUUGAUACGGGUAUGCUUGUCGGAAAAUCAUCGCUUGCAUCACCAUCAAGCAAGCCUUCUGCUUGUUGGCCUGGUAUUAAGUCAACUGAGCAAUCUGGUUUCGCAACACCUCAACGAGAAAGCUUUGGGCUUCAAAAUUUUCCAAGGACCCCAUAUUCUAGAACCAUCCUUUCAAAUUCGAAGUCAAAGUUGAUGCAAUUGCAGAACGAUAGUAGCAAGCGCCUAAGCAACCUCCAGUCUCCCUCUCAAAGUGUGCAGACAAGAUAUGGCCAGCUUAGCAAGGGAAGAGAUGGCGGACUUUUUGGACCCAGUAGAAGAUCUCGCCAGAGCACCACGCCAUCCAUUGUGUCUCCUUAUUCACGACCUUCACGUGGUUCAUCUCGUUUUGAAAAUUCUGAUAUCAUAAAGAGCUCUGAAACAGGGGAAUCAGAUUACCUAUCGAGGUCCCAGACAACAACUUAUGGUAAGCAUAAAGAGUCAGAAGUUGGUACCCCGACUGUGCCUCCACAUUCUAGUCAGAUUGCUAGGACAAUAUUGGAUAAGAUUGGACGGUCCCAGUCCAACCCCAGAGGUAAAUCUGCUGAGCUAAAGCUUGCCACUUCCUGGAGAUAUCCAGAGUCUUCGAAAACCGUUGAACAAAGCAGCUCAAACGCCAACAAUGUGAAAAAGGAUGGCUCAGCUAAAUUGAAUGAAGAUGUGCGGAACAUUUUCUCUCACAAUCAGUCGUCCUUUGUGCUUAAACCUCCUGCAAAUAGCACCGCUGACACUCAAAAUGGAAUGACCAAGACCGCUCCAGCGUCAAAUGGAAUAUUUCCUGGAACUCAGGCAGCAGGUAGCAGUGGUACCGCAGUCCAAUAUGAGUUAGGGAAGCCUAAGAGUUCUCUUUCCAGAAGCACACAUGGAGAGAAAAUUGAUGUCACUUCUUCUCAGGACGCAGCAAAAGCUGUUCCCUAUUCUUUUGGAGGCGAACCUGCAAAUCUCCCCAAACCACCAUCUCAUUCACUUGGAAACAAUAAACCUGUACUUCCAUCGAUCUCAAUAGCCAAGCCAUUCCAAAAAUGGGCAGUCCCUUCAGGUACAAACGCUGGCUUCACAUUUCCGGUCUCUUCAUCAGAUGGAGCAACAUCAUCAGAGCCUACAACUCCAUCCAUCAUGCCAUUCACAACAAGCCCAGUUCCAAGUGGUGGUAUUGCCAUUACAAGUCAUCAUAGAGCAACAAAGGAUGAUGAGAUUCCUCAAUAUAGUUUCAACAGUAAGAGAGCGGAAAAGUCGCCGCUGGUCUUUGACUUUCCUUCUGUGAGUGAAGAGGUGAUCAAUGAGGAGGAUGAUGCUAGUUUAGGUAUCGAAUUCACAUUUGGGUCUGAAAAGACGGAGAGAAUACCGUUCGGCUCAGCAGGAAGUGAUGGUGUUUGCUGUUAAAAAAACAAGGACGAUGGUCUUUUGUUUCCUGUAACUUUUCCAAUCUCUUAGUUUUACUUCUUUUUUUUGUUUACCUUACUGUGAGAGUAGAAUUUUGUUGCCUAGAAUCAUGUGUUUUGAUUUUAUAUUCAUUUUGAGAUGAUUGAUUUCUGUUGUAUCUGAUUUUUUAAUCAUCAAUCAGGAUUGUUCAUCUAUACGAUGAAAGUAAAAUAAAAAAAGGUCGAUUGAAUA